Pocillopora verrucosa is the source of this 1664-nucleotide messenger RNA. NCBI's taxonomy places the organism in Eukaryota, Metazoa, Cnidaria, Anthozoa, Scleractinia, Pocilloporidae. The record is from RefSeq and is a predicted model, not a curated record.
UUGAAUCAUGGCGGCCUUUUGAUGUCAGGACAGUGAUCACUAAUAUAUGAAUGGCGAAACGUAGAAGCCGAAUCACCUACGCCCCAAAGUCAAGGCGCAGAAGCCGUGCAUCUGAUCGUAGUCAGUCGGCUGUGGAAUCAAAUGUACCGAGGAUAAAGGAAACAGAUGUCUUACCAUCGACUAGUCAAGAAAAGAGUGAAAUUCGUUCUGCAAACGAGGAGCAUUUAUCUCCAUGCAGAAAUUUAAAGUCUAAAAGAACUGAAGGUAAAUCUGGAAGGACACCCAAGAGUAAACAAAGAACAAAUCUAUUUCAUGAGAGAGGAAAAGCAUUGAGGGAUGAUGGAACGCCACAGCGCAUUCAGGAUAUAACUGUCACAAAGAGGACAUAUGCUAGAUGGAAGCCACUUUGCAUGUCAACAAAAACAUAUACUAAACAAGUCCUUGAAAACUUGAUUUUGAGUGUUCUGAAUGACUUUCCAGAUUCCAAGAAGAAGAGAGAAAUUCAGUUUCAUUUUCAGCAAAUAUCUGAAAGGAUUGCGAUUAGGCUUGACAACAUCAAAGGACCAACCCAAAGAGGAGACUACACCAAAAUGGAAACUGAAUCACAUGAAUUGGAAGAUGCAUUAAUUUCUUGUACUAAUCAAGUAAAUGCCUUGGAGAAAGAGUUAAAUGACCAGACAAGGCUUUUAGAACAGGAUGAAGAGAAGGUGAAAAGCUUCAGGGAUAACAAAAACCAGCAAAACCAACCCCAGCUCCAUCCUCUGCUCCAAGUUGAGGCUCAAAACUCCUUAAAUCUACCAAGCUUGUCAAAUGAAGAGUGUAACUUAUCUACAGUGUUCCAGGUAUCCUCCAUCCUGCAAGGCAAUGGACAACGACUAGCUCAAGCACUAACCAAGCUGAGUAAUCAAACAGAAAAACUUGGCUUCAGAAACUGGCUGGAGGCUGUAUCUGAAACAACUCAUGUCUUACAUGAUUCUUAAGCAUGAGAAAAUUGCCUUAAAGUUAGAACAAGCAUCCAUCUGAAGGAACUGUGCAUUAAAAUGGACACAAUAGUUGAGAGACUGAGACAAAGACAACUGUUUUUGCAAAGAGGCAUUCAGUGAGAAAUUAAAGGAAGAUGAACUACAGUUGAUCUCAAUGUACAUGUACUCUAACAGUGCUAACAUUGAAACAGAACAGGUGCAUUUGUCGGAAUAGGGGUAUUUUUAGCAUAGGGGUUCUUCUAUAAGGACGCUUAUAAGAAUUGGGGCAUUUAAUGACAAAAAAAAUAAAAACCAGAAUGUUUAUUUUUUUUAAGUCUUAGUAUAAACAUACCACUUUAACUAUAACUUAUGAAACAAGCACAAGCCCAGCACUCAAUAAGUUCAUCCUAAUUUAGAUGACAACAUCCAACACCAAAGUAGGAAUGAAAGGUGUUAAAUGCUAAGAAAAAACUCAGAAUUCUGUUGGUUCCUUGCACUUUUUUUGUUUUUGUUUUUGUUUUGGUUUUUUUGUAUUUUUAGAAUUUUUUUAAAAUUUCAUUUCAUCAUUUAGAAAUAGUGAAAUAUUGUUGUAGAAAAUCCCUUCAACUCACCCAUAACUUGUGCUAAAGAGUCCAGAGCAUUCAUUCCACUGUAAAAAUAGAAGAGACUAAUUUAAAAUAUUUAUGUACGUUUUUCCUUUUA